CAGUGUCAUACAGAUAUUUCUUCGCCAAGUUUGCCAAUAAUUUUGAGUUUGACUCAAGUUUAUUUAUUCGUAUUUUUAUACUUUAGCUUUAGUUAUUAUUCAUUUGCGUAGUAACAAUGAUGAAGUCAUCAGCGUAGUGGUGAGAUAAGUGUUAUGCAGUGAAUUUCGUAAAUUGCUUAGAAAGCCUCCGCGAUGUGGGAAGACCUUAUAGAAUAUUUAAAUGACCCAUUAUUAGUAGUUAAGGUUCAAAAUUUUUUUGGUGUCAUUUAUAAAAAUAUAUCUCAUGAGGGCUCUGCUGAAAGAACUCAUUCGGACAGAAUAAAUAGAGAAAAUGAAGAAUUUGAUUUAAAGCAACAUAAAAGAAUUCCCAGCAAUAUAUCAAGUAGCUCGCAAUCUUCAUAUGACACGGAUACCUCCACAGAGAGUACCGGCAGAGAGGAGGUGGUGUGUCACAUUAAUAACAAGUUUUGGUAUUGGUUGUUUGUUGUGGGCACAGCACUUGGAGAUGAAAUUUUCUAUGUAACAUUCAUACCUUUCUGGUUUUGGAACAUAGAUGGAGCUGUAGGAAGAAGAGUUAUCCUGGUCUGGACUAUUGUUAUGUAUAUAGGUCAGGGUUCCAAGGAUAUAAUACGAUGGCCGCGACCCGGGUACCCGGUGCAGAAGUUGCAGCAGAAGUGGUCGGCGGAGUACGGCAUGCCUUCCACCCACGCCAUGGUCGGCGUUUCAAUUCCGUUCUCCGUGCUGCUUUACACUAUGGACCGGUACCGCUAUCCGGCGCACUGGGGCCUCAUCAUCGCCGUCGCCUGGUGCACGCUCAUCUGCGUCAGCAGGGUCUACCUCGGCAUGCACAGUGUGCUGGACAUAGCGGGAGGCCUGGUGCUGGCGGGCGCGCUAAUGGUGCCGCUGAUACCGCUGGUGGACUGGCUGGACGGCGUGCUGCUGACCGCGCCCUACGCGCCCGUGCUCGUGCUGACCGUCUCCGUGUUGCUUGUGGUGUACCACCCGCACGCCGAUAAGUGGACACCCACCAGAGGAGACACGACGAUGAUAGUGAGCGUGUGCGCGGGCAUUCUGACGGGCUCGUGGAUCAACUACCAGCUGGGCAAUCUGUCGGCGAGCGCGGCCGGCCCGCCCUACGACAUCAUCUGGCCGGGGGCCGCCAUGCUGGGCUGCGCUGCGCUGCGCACCGUGCUCGGCCUGUGCGGCCUGCUGGCCACGCGCGCCAUCGCCAAGUCCGCCUCCUACGCGCUCGUCUGCGCGCUGCUGGGCCGCGAUCUGCGCGCGCUGCGCUCCUCCGAGAACAGUCUGCGCAACACGCACAAGAUCCUCGCCGAGCUCUGCUACAAGUACUUCACCUACGCCGUCAUCGGCCUCAACACCACCUACGUCUUCCCCAACGUGUUCUACCUGCUGCGCAUCAACCGCCCCACAUACUACACGGAGAUAUGAUGCGCCCGCGCUCGCCC
This is a messenger RNA of Papilio machaon (common yellow swallowtail), 1466 nucleotides long. Its product is annotated as sphingosine-1-phosphate phosphatase 2. The record is from RefSeq and is a predicted model, not a curated record. Gene Ontology annotation, cellular component: endoplasmic reticulum membrane. The transcript is spliced from 4 exons. NCBI's taxonomy places the organism in Eukaryota, Metazoa, Arthropoda, Insecta, Lepidoptera, Papilionidae. The coding region runs from base 193 to 1449 and encodes 418 amino acids. Gene Ontology annotation, biological process: phospholipid dephosphorylation; sphingosine metabolic process. Gene Ontology annotation, molecular function: sphingosine-1-phosphate phosphatase activity.